Molecule: messenger RNA, 2106 nt
Organism: Ctenocephalides felis (cat flea)
Lineage: Eukaryota; Metazoa; Arthropoda; Insecta; Siphonaptera; Pulicidae
Product: pituitary homeobox homolog Ptx1-like
Exons: 8
Coding region: 135-1745 (536 amino acids)
Biological process (GO): regulation of transcription by RNA polymerase II; anatomical structure morphogenesis
Cellular component (GO): nucleus
Molecular function (GO): RNA polymerase II cis-regulatory region sequence-specific DNA binding; DNA-binding transcription factor activity, RNA polymerase II-specific
Source: RefSeq, a predicted model, not a curated record
UAGUGUCUCUAUAAAAAGUGUUCAACUCUUUACUACCUUCUUCUUCUUCCCUUCGAGUGUGACCCAACGGCCCUAAAAUUCAUUUGCGCGUGUACAAAGACACGUUCGGGCCUGGCUCUUUCGUGGGCCUGCCCAUGGAGACACUGGGCGGCGGUGGCAUCGGCGUCGGCGGCGGCGGUCACGGCGGUGGAGCAGGUGACCCCGCCCUCUGUCUGCAGGACCUGGUGCACCAUCACUCGUCGCAGCAGCAGCAGCAGCAGCACGGCCACGCUCCGCCGCAGCAGCAGCACCACUCGCUGCAGCAGCAACAAUUACAUUCGCUGACCAGCUCGCAUCAUUCGCACGAGAACGAUGCCGGAGCAGGAGGAGCAGGAGGAGCGGGGUCGGGGAGCAGCGGGGGGAGCGGGUCACAUAACAGUAGCACAGGUCUGCACAAUCUGCACGAUAUAAUGAACGGUAGUUCUUUGGCCGCCCUGCAGGGCGUCGGUGGAGCAGGAGACCAUGCUCCUCCGCCACCUCACGCGCCAUCUUCAGUGCUGCACCAUGAACCACUGGAGAAACUAAAACGUGUGUGGGCCGAGACCGGAGAUUUCCGGGAUUCGGUGUCUCAUAACGCGAUGGCGGUCGUCGCUUCCGGUAAUGGCGGAAGCGGUUCAACCGGCUCCGGAGUCAGUUCCGGAGGCGGCAGCAGCGCCCUCGGACAAUUGUCUUUUGCUGCUCCGAAUGCUGCGCGGCAAAUUAGGAACAGGGACAGGAAAGAAGUUACCCUGAGGUCUUUAACAAGCGACCACGCGACCGUGAAGACGGAAAACGAUACGUCGUUGGACAUGAAUGCGACGACGGACGAAUCCGCUAAUAACGGCGGCAAAAACGAUAAGAAAAACAAACGGCAGAGGCGGCAGAGGACGCACUUCACGUCGCAGCAGCUGCAGGAGCUGGAAGCCACCUUCACGAGGAAUCGAUAUCCAGAUAUGUCAACGCGAGAAGAAAUCGCGAUGUGGACGAAUUUAACAGAAGCCAGAGUCAGGGUGUGGUUCAAGAACCGUCGAGCGAAAUGGCGUAAGCGCGAACGCAACGCCAUGAACGCUGCAGCGGCCGCCGCCGCGGACUUCAAAUCGGGCUUUGGUGUUGCCAACGCACAAUUCAACGGUCUGAUGACAGCUGCUCAAUUUGCAGACACCGAAGCACUGUAUUCACCUUAUGCCAGCUACGCUGGCGUCAACAAUUGGGCAGCAAAAGUCCCACCGAGCCCUUUGGGGGCGAAAAGUUUUCCAUGGAAUCAUCAUUUAGGUAGUGUAGUUCCUACGAAUCACCAUCAUCAUCACCAAUCGGCGGUGAAUUGUUUUAAUCCUGUCUCGUCGUCUAUAAGUCCAGCAGGUGCUGGUGGUGUUAUGGGAGUCACUGGUGGUGUUACUGGUGGUGUUGGUAAUUCAGCACCGUGUCCCUAUACGACGCCUACUAACCCAUACGUGUACAGAUCCGAGCCUUCGUGCGUAGCAAUGUCUUCCAGCAUAGCAAGUCUCCGCCUCAAAGCCAAACAGCACAGCUCAUCAUUUGUAACAUCAACAGGAAAUUCAUCAUACAGCCCUGUUGCCAGCCCCAUACAAUCACGAUCCAGUCCUGGAAGCUCUAGUUUGGGGUCAGCUUUAGGGGCUACUUUAGGAUCUGCACUCACUUCCACUUUAGGGACCACUGGAUUAGGCAGCAGUCUGAGUGCUUGUCAAUACGCUGAUAGGGUUGUCUGAGGACACGCCAAUAACUUGGAUUUUUUUUACCCUACACAAGGAUUUGGGAUGCAAGCAGAUGAAUCGGAAAUCAGAUUGUCUUCCAAUUUUGGUGUUGGGAUUCCAUCCAACGAUCUGCACAUGAAUUUAGGACUUAGAUUGCGCAGUGAUUUGGGGAUGCAAAGUCCCCAUACAGAAAUUACUAGUCUUGGACAAGACUUGAAUGCAACAAAAGUCGGAAGUUUUACUUUAGCAGACGAAUUGGGAUUAUCUGCAAUUACCAUGCAAACGAAUCCUCCUGAAAGUGAUUCCAGGGUUGUUCAAAGUGAUAGGGAUGAUUCGAGUGAUGAUUUGGGAGAUUAUGAAGAAGAACAAUUGUUGA